Molecule: messenger RNA, 1443 nt
Organism: Lycium barbarum (goji berry)
Lineage: Eukaryota; Viridiplantae; Streptophyta; Magnoliopsida; Solanales; Solanaceae
Exons: 3
Coding region: 1-1443 (480 amino acids)
Biological process (GO): DNA integration
Molecular function (GO): nucleic acid binding
Source: RefSeq, a predicted model, not a curated record
AUGGUCCGAGAAGGUAUCAUCCUUGGGCAUAAGGUUUCGAAGAGAGGGCUGGAGGUGGAUCGUGCUAAUGUGGAGGUCAUUGAGAAGCAGCCACCCCCUGUAUCAGUCAAGGGUGUGCGUAGUUUCCUCGGGCAUGCAGGAUUCUACAGACGCUUCAUAGAGGAUUUUUCAAAGAUCUCAAGUCCGAUAUGCAGGUUACUGGAAAAGGAGGUGAAAUUCCUAUUCGAUGAUGCUUGUAUUAAGGCUUUUGAAGGUCUGAAGAAGAGGUUGGUAACCGCACAAAUAAUCAUUGCACCUGACUGGAACUUGCCAUUUGAGUGGAUGUGUGAUCCAAGUGACAAUGCUGUGGGGGUUGUGUUGGGACAGCGACGAGAGAAAGUUUUUCAUUCUAUCUACUAUUCUAGCAAGAUGUUAGACGCUACCCAAAUUAAUUACACUGUGACAGAGAAGGAGCUGCUAGCUGUGGUUUAUGCGUUUGAUAAGUUUCGGUCCUAUCUCGUUGGGACACAUGUUAUUGUCUAUACAGACCACGCAGCCAUUCGCUACUUGUUCAGCAAGAAGGAUGCUAAACCCAGAUUGGACAACCAUAAUCAUUUUGUGGAGUAUGUCCAAAUUCGAGAGUCGUUCCCUGAUGAGCAGCUAUUUACUAUUCCCGCGGCCGAAGUCCCAUGGUAUGCUGAUAUUGUGAACCUGAUAGUAAGUGGGGUGUACCUCCCAAAAGCUACCUCACAGCAGAGAAAGAAGCUGUAUCAUGACUCCCGGUUCUACAUAUGGGAUGAGCCGUAUUUGUUCAAGCAAGGGACUGAUCAGUUAGUACGGAGAUACAUUCCGCAGACCGAGGUUAAUCAAGUGUUGGAGAGUUAUCAUUCUUCCCCAUAUGGAGGGCACUUUCAGGAUGCUCAUGCAUUUGCUAGAAGUUGCAAUAGAUACCAACGAACGGGAAACAUCUCUAAGAGGCACGAGAUGCCUCUAACAAACAUAUUGGAGGUAGAAAUAUUUGACGACUGGGGCAUUGAUUUUAUGGGUCCCUUCCCACCAUCCUUCGGUAACAAGUACAUUCUGCUUGCUGUCGACUAUGUUUCAAAAUGGGUAGAGGCAGUGCCUCUCCCGACCAAUGAUGCGAAGGUGGUGGUAAAUUUUGUGCGAAAGAACAUCUUCGCAAGGUUUGGAACCUCGCGGGCAAUGAUUAGUGAUGGUAGUGCUCACUUGUGCAACAGCUUGUUAAAGAACCUUCUAGCAAAGUAUGGGGUGAAGCAUAAAGUUUCUACAACUUACCACCCACAGACAUGCGGACAGGUAGAGAUCUCGAACAGAGAAGUGAAGCAAAUCCUAGAGAAGACCGUGAAUACUCAGAGGAAGGAUUGGGAAAUGAAGUUGGAUAAUGCCUUGUGGGCGUAUCGCACAGCAUAUAAAACCCCCAUCGGAGCGUCUCUUUACAAUUAG